Aspergillus pseudonomiae is the source of this 1976-nucleotide messenger RNA. RefSeq lists its product as uncharacterized. Bases 563 to 1747 code for a protein of 394 amino acids. The record is from RefSeq and is a predicted model, not a curated record. The transcript is spliced from 2 exons. Lineage: Eukaryota; Fungi; Ascomycota; Eurotiomycetes; Eurotiales; Aspergillaceae.
CCACUCCCGUCCUCAACAGUUCGUACUGCCGGGUGAAACAAAGUCUUUACAGGCCAAAUGAACAGACGGGUCGAUCCUGUUUUAUCUGAUUCAGGAACUAUGGUUCUACCAAAAGCCACCAUAUCAGCCAUUUCUGAACACCCCCAAAGGGGAACAACAGCAUCUGUGUCUGGGAAUUGAGCGUUGUGGACGGUCAGGUUUCUUGCCUGUCCUACACAUCUAUGCCGAGGCCCUGCAUGGAUAGUAAUCACAUUGGACCACAUGGGGGUGCCAAGUCGCAUAGCAAACAAAGGCGCAGAAUCCUGCCCACUACGCACAACGUCUAGCCUUGUUAGUCUAGAUAGUGUGGAUAUUAUGGGUGCACAUUGAGUGACAGUGAUCAUGGGGGGCUCAUCUCUUUUCGUGUCCGGGUUUUGAAUAAUAGACACUCGGUGCUCCCUGAAAGGCGAGUCAAACGACUCGCCUUAAGAAGUUCUUAUUACGUCCGUUCUCUUAUGUGGGGUUUGGAAACCUUACAGACAUAUAUCGCUUGCUUAUAUAUGGUCUUUAUUCCAUCCUCAGUAUGAGCCACCAGUGCUCCGAUAACAGGCAGUACUAUUCCUGUUUUAAAGGCCCUUUCCAGGGAUGUUGCUCUGUCGACCCAUGUUCUAAGGGUGUCUGUCCGGACGACAUUGCUUUGAUAGCCGCCGAUACCAUGACGUCUACAGAGGUUCAUACCGUGACGCCUACAAAGUCCGUCUCUUCGAAACAGUCCACCUUUGAGACCAGCACAACUACGACUAGUCGUCUUGAGACCACCAGCACUCCCGGAACUACAACCGCUUCCACAACCAGCACAUCAGAAACCGGUACCGGUACGCCCGUUGGGGCUAUCAUAGGAGGAGUGAUCGGUGGCAUCGCAUUUCUCAUACUCCUUGCUAUUGCCUUGUUUUUCGCCUAUUGCAGGCGCAAGAAGCAUGUAAGGCGUUUCACCUUUCUUCGCGGUCCUCUCACUGAUAUCUUUAAGGAGAUGACAUUUGAAACCGAUAACAAACCACCACAGAGUGACUCAACAACUACAGAACAAGUCCUACACGCACCGACGAAAAAAGAGAAAGCAGAAACAAGCUCCCUCCUCACCCCAACAGACUACUCCACCAACGGAACCACGCCCAUCUCACCAACCUCCACCGCAGCCGAACGAGACGCAUUCCACCUCUACCCUCCCCAGACCCCCUACACCUUAUUCACUCACCCGAAUGCAUCAAUUCCCGAGCUGAGCGGCACGGGAGUCCACAGCCCCCGCGCCGAACUAGCAGCCCAGCCCAGCCGAGAACUCAUAAACAUCCCACGUCAUCAACGCCAGCCCUCAAAUCAGUCGAGCUCAUCGCAGGGACCGACACGCGCCGAAUUGGCGGCUCAACCUUGCAGGGAGUUGAUCAAUGUUCCACACCACCGGCGUCAGCAUCCUGCUACACUCCCGACAUCAUCCCGGGAACAGGUAGACGAGACUAUGACACGCGCAAACUCGCCUCCGGUUAUCACCGCCGAUGGCGUAGUCCUGUCUGCGAACUUUGAUACUUCUGCUUCUGGGUCGGAUGUUCUCUCCUCUCAUGGCUUGUCCAGUUCCCAUGCGAUGAGUUUUAUGGAUUAUGACACUGCAAGGAAGUCAAUGUUAUCGGCACAUCGGCCGGAGUGGGCGGAUAGUCCUGGAGAAGGGAAGACUGACAAGCCGAAAGGACGAAAACAUAUGAAAGGGCCCGAAUGAGAUUAAUAGUACUGAAAAUGAUGAUCGGGCGAUCUUGACGACCGGAAGGGAAGUGGAUCGAGGUCGGAAUUGGAUUCACUAUGGGAUGUUUUACCUUCUCCACUAACUUUUCACUGUCUCCGUCUAGUUCCCCUUGUGUAUGGCGGAGUAUGUUUUCUUGUACUUUAGGGUGUUUAACUUUGCGGGGUUCAUCUCAGCAUGAACUCUGUUGUUCCAUCAAUAUUUCUUU